GUUUCAUAUGAAUAGCUAAUGCGCAUCUAUAUCUUGAUUCUUAACUAAAGUUAAUAAUCUAUGUUAAUGUUUACAUAUUUCCAAUUUUUUGAUAGUCAUAAUGCAUUAUUAAUGUAAUAAGAACGAUUAUAUUUCUUUGAAUGUUUAUUCGCCAUGAAAUGUGAAGUCUUAGAUGAAGAAUCUCUGCGAUUACUAUCCUAGUUGCAAGCAUAUCACAGUUUGUGAUUUAUUGUCUUAGUCCAAAGUGUUUCUAUUAGAAUUUUAAUAGUUUAAUUAAUUGAGCGGCAUUUACAAUAUUGCAGUGAUCAAAAUUUAAAAUUAUUUAAAAUAAGCAUAUUCACAUAAUUGAUUGGAUAUGUCUUGUCAGAUAAAAGGAAUUGCUAAUCUAACCAAUACAAGUAAUAUCAAAGAGUUACUUUUCGGAGAUAUUACUAGGAGACAUGACAUUCCAAAAGAUGAGUUACCAUUACAAGACUGUUUUAUAUCGUUAUCAUCGGCUGGAGAUGUUCUUGCUAUGGCAAAUAAUACAAAGAUGAUUAUAUUAAUUUUGAAUGGAUAACGUCUGUCAUUUGUUUACCAUUAUUGUCAUUGGGAAAAGCUAGUAGUGGCACUAAUCCAGAUUGGACAUGUAUUAUAGUUGGUUUUAAUACUGGUUUUAUUAGAUUUUACACAGAAACAGGUGCAUUAUUAUUAGGGGAACAAUUGCAUAAUGAACCAGUUGUGGGAUUAAAAUGUCAAUCUUUUCGUGCCCCUAAACACAUAGGUGAUACGGGUUUGGCUGAAGAAGUUUAUGUAACAUAUAAUAGUGUUAUAUGUGUAUUACAAGGUUUUCCUUUGUUUUCUACACUAAGAGCAUGUAGAAAUCAUUUAGCUAGAGUUCAAGCAAACUGUGAUGAUCUACCACCUAUUACAAAUUUAUCAUAUAAGAAGUGGGGUUAUAAAAGCCAAGAUAUUGUAAAUGAUUCAGAAGUAAUUGGUAGCACUUCUGUAAAUAGUUUUGAUCAUUUAAUGACAGCCUCAAUUUGUGGUGGAUAUAAUGCAUCUUACAGAUCUAGUGCACCACAGCAUAAUUUGGUCCUUGCAACUGGUAAACGACCAUUUGUUGGUUUUCAUUAUGCAUUAGAAGGUGGUUCAGCUCCAGUUCUAUCAGAUGUUGCAAUAGCAAUGGCCAGCAAAUUAGCAAAUGCUAUUGGAACUGCUGUUCCUUGGCUUCCUCUUAAUUGGGGAAAUUCAAAACAUCAGGCAUCACUCGAAGCAUCGAAAAUUAUUGCUCAUGAACCAGUUGAACCAAUGACUUGUAGAUUCGGAUUAAGUGACGUUAUGAGAGAGGGUUACUCAAUAAUAUCCAGUCCAAAUAAAGCAUUAUCAGUAAUAUUAGACGCAAUGGGUAGAGUAUUAUUAGUAGAUAAUAGAUGUUGCAUAGCCACAAGAAUGUGGAAAGGUUAUAGAGAUGCACAAUGUGGUUGGAUUGAAGUGGAAGAGGAGAAACAUUCUGGAAUGCAUAAAGCAUUUACUAAAUUUAAACAAACUCCGCAACUGCGUUCUGCUUUCUUUUUAGUUAUUUAUGCUCCCAAAAAGGGUGUAAUAGAUAUAUGGAGUACUCAACAAGGUCCUAAAAUUACUACAUUUACUGCUAGUAAACAUGGUCGAUUACUCUAUGUCAAUUACGGUCUUGUUGGUGUGAAUGAUAAUAUACACUUAUCCAAAAAUAAGCCACAAUAUUCGUGUGUUUUUAUGGAUCCACUUGGAGGAUUGAAAGAAAUUACAGUACCAUUUCAUUUCGCUCUUAGUAGUAAAAAUGGAAAAAGAGCGCGUGAUAUACAUUUACUUAAAAAAUUGAAAACAUUUUUAAGAGAAGAAGAUUAUGAAUAUGAUAAAUUAAUAUCAGAAAUUGAAAAUGUGUGUUCAGAUUUGAAGAGUAAUGAAAUAAAAGUACAAACAUUAGAAAUGUUAAUGUCAAAUAAAAAUAUUAUUCCUGAUGCUUUACUCGCAGCAACAAAUUGUUUUAUCAAAAAACUAGAUGAAUAUGAAAAAGAAGAAAUGGAACCUACAACAAAAAUACUUUAUUUAUUAGCAACGCAGUUGCAACAAAUAAUUAAUUUUUAUAAACAUAUUAAAUCUCAGUUUGAUACACCAGAGCAUAAUGCUUCUAUAGAUGAUAAUAAAAGUUUAGCUUCAACUUUACUAACUAAUGAAAAAGAAGUGCAUAGAAUUUUUGAAUUGUUUAAUAAACUGAAUUAAUGUACGAAGGUUGUAUACAUUCGUAUGAUAGAAUUGAGAAAUGGAAAGAUGCUGCUAAGAAUAGUAAUAUUCAACCAUUCGUUUUUAUGAAAUUUGCUUUAAUUUACUGGCUUAAUAAGAAACGAGAUAUGUGUUUAGAAGUAGAAUUAAAACAAUUUACACAACUCUUAAAUGCUAUUUGUUCAAUGGCCAAUGUUGAAGAAAUAUGUGCAGAAUAUAAUGAAAUAUCUUUAUGGUGGAAAAAGGUUCGUAAUAUUCUCUUGGACUCAACAAAUCCAUUUAAUGCACUUACUGCUGCUUUGAUGUGCAGAGCUGUUGCUAUGUCUAUAGAAAGGUACAAAGAAAAGUAUAGUAAUAAAACUGAGGACAAUAAUGAUCAGGAAGAAAAAGAUGUUGAAAAUAAAAAUGAUUUGAAAGAGGAAAAACGUCAAGAUUCUGCAAACAAUUCAAAAUCAGAUGAUGAAAUGUAUAAUUUAACAAAUGAAUGGGAAAAUAUUACUAAAGAUACUUGUCAAUUUACAUUACUUAUUGGAAAUCUUGAGGAUAUUACAAUUUUAGAUGCUAUUGUAAGGUUCUGUAUCAGAGAUAGUUGCAAAAUGGAUUACUUCUACCGGUAUCGAUCCGUCUCAAUUAAUAGAUACAACAGAUACGGAAUUCGAUCACAUACGACCAACAAGUGAUUCUUUAGAAAUAGCAAAUUCUUCAGACGAAAUUUGUAAUGUCAAUGAUAUUUCACAACCUAAUUUAGAAAAGCCUUUUUCCGAAACUCUCGAUGCAAAAAGUGAAGACAAAGACAGUACAAAUGCUACUAUUUCAUGUAUUUUAGAAAGAAUUAAAACAUUAAAAAAUCAUUUUCCAUAUAGUUUAACGACUAGUGUCCUACUAGCUAAUAUUUGUUGGGAAUUUGCAAUGUCAUGGAAUAAAGAUAUUUCACAAUUGCAGUCUCUUGAAGCUGCAUUAUUUGUUUUACGACUGAUACCAAUGAAACGUAUGAGGCACGGUGUAUGUUGUUUAUUAUGGUCAGUUCAUAUAAAAAAGCGAAUGGAAGCAAUUGCAAAAUUAAUUAAUAAGCUUGGCAAACUACCAAAAGAAAGAUUAUGUACACAGGAAAUCGGUUUAUCUGAUAUUCAAGCAGUUGUAUUUUUACAAAAUAGUGUUACAUUUUUAGAAAUUUUCAUUGAUUCUGAAAUACUUGAAGUAGGAGAGAAUAUUGUAUUUAAGUCAGAGGAACUAUGGGAAGGAUGCACUUCUGGUCCACAACCAUUUGCUGCAUUAGCUAUUUCUCAAGCAUCCGCUUGGUAUGAUCUAAUUAUGUUACAUUUACAAUUAGCCAAUGUCUUAUACAUGAUGGCGCAUUUUAAUUUGAAACUUGUAAAACCGUUAAAUAAUUUAUUUGACUCUGUGGUGCAGCCAUAUUUCUUUCAAUCAAUGGCGGACAAAGUAAUGCUCACAUGGUAUAGAGACGAUAAAAGAGAUAAUGUAAGAACCAUAUUUUUAUGCCGAGUAAUUAAUGCAUCAAUGGAUUUUAUUCAUCAAGAAACAACGGAUGGUAAAAUGAGUAGUUCAAUGCAAGCUAUUCAAUGGAUGAGCAGAUGUCAAACGUUAGCAUCUGUUUGGAAAAUUAAUAAUGAUGAACUAAGAAUACAUCAAGUUUGUCAAUUAUAUAUGAUUGGUUUUGAUCGUUUAGCAGAAGAAGUUGUUACUGCCGUAAAUGAUGUUGAAAAAUUAGCAGAAAAUCUUUUGCCGAUUGCUGGAAGAAGAAUGAUGGCAUAUCUUUCGAAAUCGCCUGAUCUCUUAGAGGAAGUUUCUCGCAUAAGUCCCGCUCUUACUAAAUAUUUAGAAAGUCUUGAUGUGCCGGAUAUAAUUUAUACGAAUUGUUCAAAUGAUGACAGUAUUGAAUUAAUACGACGAAUUUCAAGACAUUUGCCCGAAACACAUUCUAAUUAUCAUCUCGCACAAUUGAUGUUGGAUGCGAAAGAAAAGAAGUGGAAAAAUUUUGUAAGAAUUUCGACGAAAUUCAAGAGAUUCCCUUUUGGGGAGAGGCCAGAAACCAAUGUUUCGUCCUCGACCGAGCUAUUUUCUUUGACUUCAGGUUCACGAGCAGCGGAAAUUCGACUGCGGAAAUUAGUCUCGUGA
Molecule: messenger RNA, 4377 nt
Organism: Heterotrigona itama
Lineage: Eukaryota; Metazoa; Arthropoda; Insecta; Hymenoptera; Apidae
Source: the annotation of a GenBank genome assembly